AUGUCGAACGAGAAGGCAGUCGUACCAGCACCAGAUAUCACAGGAGAUGCUUCGAAGUAUGAAGAAACCCAUGUUCAUGCCAUUUAUGACGAGAUUGCUUCACACUUUUCCGCCACCCGCUACAAGCCUUGGCCUAUAGUGAAACAAUUCAUGUCCUCCCUAACACCAGGAUCCAUCGGGGUCGAUUUGGGAUGCGGAAACGGAAAGUACAUGAACAAUCCAUCAUCUAUUCGGACUAUUGGGAUGGAUAGAAGUCGCAAUCUUCUUGAAGUUGCCAAGCUUGCUCGUCAGGAUGGAUGCGACGUGAUCUUGGGUGAUGUGAUGGAAAUGCCCUGGCGAGCUCACGCUUUCGACUAUGCAAUAUCCAUCGCCACGAUUCAUCACCUCGCUACACAUAGCCGGCGCGUAAAGUCUGUAGAGCUUCUUCUCAAAUCUCUCAAGCCGCAUGGAGGCAGAGCAUUGAUAUACGUCUGGGCAAUCGAGCAAGACGGCGCGUCCAAGCGUGUCAUCCCAACAACGGACGUUCCUCAAUACCAAGCAAGUGGCAUAGACGUUCUAGUACCAUGGGUGCACAAUGUCAAACCUGAAGCUUCCACAGAAAGUAGCCCACCAGUCUACAAGCGGUACUACCAUAUGUUCGCCAAAGGCGAGCUACGAUCACUCGUUGUUGAGGCUGCCCAUGCUCUCCAACUGCAUGUUGGUGAGUCUGGAGAAUCCAACCGUUCGCAGAGAGGACUUCAGAUUAUACAAGACGGAUGGGAACGUUCGAAUUACUAUAUCGAGGCUACAACCUGGGAAAAGGAAUGA
Serendipita indica DSM 11827 is the source of this 807-nucleotide messenger RNA. Lineage: Eukaryota; Fungi; Basidiomycota; Agaricomycetes; Sebacinales; Serendipitaceae. The record is from the annotation of a GenBank genome assembly.